Molecule: messenger RNA, 675 nt
Organism: Marasmius oreades (fairy-ring Marasmius)
Lineage: Eukaryota; Fungi; Basidiomycota; Agaricomycetes; Agaricales; Marasmiaceae
Exons: 1
Coding region: 1-675 (224 amino acids)
Source: RefSeq, a predicted model, not a curated record
AUGGCUCCCAAGACCGUCCGCUUCUCCACCGAACUGCAGACAGUUCUUCCCUUGCCUCCAUCCCCAGCCGGAAGCAACAGCUCUACACUAUCAGCAUCACCAGGAAUCUUAACACCCCCUAACCCAUUCAGUCCGCUUGCGGGAUCGCCGAUGCAAACUGACAAUGCCAGUUUCAAGAUCGACGAUAUCCACAGUAUCUUGAGACUACGAUCCCGUCCGAAAUUCCACUUUGAUGUCUCAAGAAAUCCCGCAACGACAUUAUCACUGGCACAAGAACUAUCAGCAGAUAUACGCGCUGAACCUGCGACAGUUCCCCCUGUUCCCGUCAUCAUUCUCGUUUCCAAAUAUUUGCCAUGGGCAGUCGACGUCCAGUCCUCUUCGGAAGGCGAAGACGCGUAUGUUUCUGUAGCGGAUGUUCUUGGAGGUUUACACUGCGCAUUGCGGAUUCGAGUUACGGAUGCCGAGUUCCAGAUUCAAGUAAACAAGGAAGAGAUCAUGGCAGCUUUUGAAGCACGGUGGAGGCGAGUAGCGGAAGAAGAAGGAGCGUUGGCGGGAGAGUCGGAGAGGGAGAAGGGACUCAUGCGCGUGGAUUUUCUGAGAGGAAAUCUGAAGUUUGUUGGGUUGUCCACCGAGAAACUGGGGAAGAACGUGCUGAGGUUCAGCGUGCGACCGUGA